This is a messenger RNA of Condylostylus longicornis, 2324 nucleotides long. It is a transcript of the gene ttv, whose product is annotated as exostosin-1. The record is from RefSeq and is a predicted model, not a curated record. The transcript has 2 exons. Gene Ontology annotation, cellular component: membrane. Lineage: Eukaryota; Metazoa; Arthropoda; Insecta; Diptera; Dolichopodidae. Gene Ontology annotation, molecular function: glycosyltransferase activity. Bases 1 to 2202 code for a protein of 733 amino acids.
AUGCAAGCUAAGAAACGUUAUAUUUUAGUUUUUAUAUCAUGUGCAUUUCUUGCAUAUUGUUAUUUUGGUGGUUAUAGGCUGAAAGGUGGAGGAGAUUCAUCAAGUAGUAGUGCAAUAGCAUGGCGUAAAAAGUCCUCCAACCUUCAUUAUCAGCACCGUCACAGGCAUAAAGAAAUAAAUAAAUUUCACGAUGGUUCAAGUUUACCUAGUAGUAGAACACGCUUGAAUAAAAUAAAAUCUUGUCGAAUGGAGACAUGCUUCGAUUACACUAAAUGUUUAGACCAAUUUUUAAUUUAUAUUUACCCUCCGGAGCCAAUCAAUUCAUUUGGUUUGCCACCAGUUAGCCAAAAUUAUCAAAAAAUUCUGACAGCUAUACGUGAAUCCAGAUAUUAUACUUCGAACCCGGAAAAAGCAUGUUUAUUUGUGUUGGGGAUUGAUACAUUAGAUCGUGAUAAUUUAUCUGAGGAUUACGUGCGUAACGUGCCAUCACGGUUGGCAAGGCUUCCAUAUUGGAACAAUGGUCGUAAUCACAUAAUUUUCAAUUUAUAUUCAGGUACAUGGCCUGAUUAUACAGAACAUUCCCUUGGGUUUGAUCCAGGUGAAGCAAUUUUAGCUAAAGCCAGUAUGAGCGUACAGCAUAUGCGUGAAGGAUUUGAUAUUAGCAUUCCAUUAUUCCAUAAGCAAUUUCCUUUAAGGGCUGGAAAUACAGGAUUUGUGCAAACAAAUAAUUUUCCUACAGCCAAAAAGUAUUUAUUAGCUUUUAAAGGUAAAAGAUAUGUUCAUGGAAUUGGUUCAGAAACAAGAAAUUCACUUUUCCAUUUACAUAAUGGGAAAGACUUAGUAUUAGUUACAACAUGUCGUCACGGGAAAAGUUGGAGAGAAUUACAGGAUUCUAGAUGCGAUGAAGAUAAUAGGGAAUAUGAUAGAUAUGAUUACGAAACAUUGCUUCAAAAUUCUACUUUUUGUUUAGUUCCUCGUGGGCGUCGUUUAGGUUCCUUUCGAUUUUUAGAAGCUUUGCAAGCAGGUUGCAUUCCUGUUUUGCUAUCAAACGCAUGGGUAUUACCAUUUGAGUCGAAAAUUGAUUGGAAGCAAGCUGCAAUAUGGGCUGAUGAAAGACUUUUACUUCAGGUUCCUGAAAUUGUAAGAUCAAUAUCAACAAAUCGCAUACUUGCAUUACGUCAACAAACUCAAAUAUUAUGGGAACGUUAUUUUGGUUCAAUAGAAAAAAUUGUUUUUACAACUUUAGAAAUAAUACGCGAACGAUUGCCAGAUUAUCCUGUUCGAAAUAGUUUAAUAUGGAAUACUUCGCCCGGUGCUUUGCUAACUUUACCAACAUUUUCAGAUUCUGUUAAAUUAAUGCCAUUUUUAUUAGAUAAUAUGGGCGCAAAGCCCCGUCAUAACUUCACAGCAGUCAUAUACGUGCAAAUUGGUGGUCCAAUAUCACCAAACUCUGCACUUUAUAAACUAGUCAAAGGCAUAACAAAAAGUCAGUUUGUAGAUAGAAUACUUAUUUUGUGGGCAUCAGAUCGCUCCAUUCCUUCAAAGAAAAGAUGGCCUUCGAUGGGUCAUAUACCAUUUAAUGUGAUACCUUCAAGACCUAGUAUGUCCCAAAGAUUUUUUCCAUAUCAAGAAAUAAAAACUGAUGCAGUCAUAUCAUUGGACGAAGAUGCUAUUUUAAAUACUGAUGAAAUAGAUUUUGCAUACACGGUUUGGAGAGAUUUUCCUGAACGCAUUGUUGGUUACCCAGCGCGAGCACAUUUUUGGGAUGAUUCUAAAAAUGCAUGGGGUUAUACAUCAAAAUGGACCAAUUAUUAUUCAAUUGUGUUGACUGGUGCUGCUUUCUAUCAUCGUUAUUAUAAUUAUUUAUAUACAAAUUGGCUAUCAUUACUUGUUUUAAAGACUGUACAACAAUCUUCCAAUUGUGAGGAUAUUCUUAUGAAUCUCCUUGUAUCUCAUGUUACUCGUAAACCUCCAAUUAAAGUAACACAACGUAAAGGUUAUAAAGAUCGUGAAGGUGGUCGGUCACCAUGGAAUGAUCCUGAUCAUUUUAUACAACGGCAAGGAUGUUUAAAUACAUUUGCAGCUGUAUUUGGAUAUAUGCCAUUAUUACGAUCAAAUUUACGUUUAGAUCCAGUUUUAUAUCGAGAUCCUGUUUCAAAUUUAAGGAAGAAAUACCGACAAAUUGAAUUGGUAGGUAGCUAGCGAUUCGCUAUUGAAUCGACAUAUUAAUUUUUUUUAAUUAAUUAUUAUAAUACUCUUAAACAUAAUCAAAAAAAAUCUUUAAUAAAAUAUCUGAAUAUAUUUACAUAUUUCUGCACUUUACC